Messenger RNA from Gopherus flavomarginatus (Mexican gopher tortoise), 4152 nucleotides. RefSeq names its product RNA polymerase III subunit D (gene POLR3D). Gene Ontology annotation, biological process: transcription by RNA polymerase III. The record is from RefSeq and is a predicted model, not a curated record. Bases 964 to 2169 code for a protein of 401 amino acids. The transcript is spliced from 8 exons. Gene Ontology annotation, molecular function: DNA binding. Gene Ontology annotation, cellular component: RNA polymerase III complex. Lineage: Eukaryota; Metazoa; Chordata; Testudines; Testudinidae.
CCCUAUGUGGGGUGCAAGUCUGGUCGGGGGAGGAAUGAGGUGAUUGAGCUCGCUAUGGGGGGUGUGCCUGGAGAUGGGAGUAGGUUCAGAGGCUCCUAUGGGGUGUGUGAGCCUGACGAUGGCCCUAAGGGGGGUGGGUGCAUGCCUGGAGAUGGCAAUAUGGGGUUGAAGCCUAUGCGGGGGGAGGGUUGCACGCCUGGAGACAGGUGAUGGGGUCUGAGCCCCCUAUGGGGGUGCCUGGAGAUGGGGGAGCCUUGAAAGGGAGGUGUCUGGGACCCUUGCUGUGGGAUGUGGAGCCCCUACAGUGAGGGGCCUAAAGACAGGGGGAGCCCUCCCCCUGUGGCAAGAGAGAGUUCCCUCAUAACAUGGACGCUGGGAGGUAACCGAGCCCCUGCGUGUCGGGAGAAGUGAAGGGGUCAAAGCCCCCGUGUAAUGAGGGGGAUCUGACCGUGUACAGCAAAGGUACCGUGUGAGUGUGAGCCCUGAAAUAGUGAGGGCUGAGUAUGUGGGCCUUCUUUCUGAUCCCCUUUUGAGGAACUCAUCCCCGGUCCAGCAGAAGGCCGAUGAGCUACAAAAAAGAUCUCCCAACUCUGCUGUCCUCCUGUGCUCAGUACACCUUCCUUACAUGCAGGCUGUGCCCUGCCCCCUCCCUCCCCCGCACCCUCCAAAGUUCCCUUCAGUUAAUCGUGCCCCUGGUAUCUCAGGUCUCUUUUGUCCCUUGUGAUUUGUUAAUUUCUUGUCCUAGCAAUUAGCCUUAUUCCCUUUUCUCCCAAUCGCAACAGAUUCCUCUUCCUCCUCCUGACUGAACUGUGUCUGGACAGCGAAGGAGUCUGCAUGGCUAUAGCACCACCUCCAUUCCUUCUGGCUCGGGAAAUGGAUUUCCAGGUGUCAGCUCAUUGGGUUACUGGAAAUUUCAGCUGUGUUGUUCCCUCUGAUGUUUCUCUUCCCAGGUAACUGGAAAGGAUGUCGGAGGGGAGUUCUGGCAACGACGCUGGAAACCCAGGCAACCUCCGGCCUGGACUCACUGGGGCACGGGGGCUGAUAGGGAGGAGACCUGCCACCCCCAUUACCCCUGGGCGCCUACCCUCUAUCCGUUCCCGAGACCUUACCCUUGGAGGAGUAAAAAAGAAAACUUUCACCCCCAACAUAAUUAGCAGGAAGAUCAAAGAAGAGCCAAAAGAGGAUAUCUCCAUCAAGAAAGAGAAGAAAGAGAGAGAUCGGGAUCGGCAGCGAGAUGGCCAUGGGCGAGGCAGAGGGAGGCCGGAGAUCAUUCAGUCUCACUCCAUCUUUGAGCAAGGCCCAGCAGAAAUGAUGAAGAAGAAGGGCACCUGGGAUAAGACUGUGGACAUGUCAGACUUUGGACCUUCCCACAUUAUCAACAUAAAGAAAGAGAAGAGGGAGACGGACGAGGAAACCAAGCAGAUCCUGCGUAUGCUGGAAAAGGAUGAUUUCCUUGAUGACCCACGCUUGAGAAAUGACAUCCGGAACAAACCAGUUCAGCUGCCCCUGGCCCACUCAGGCUGGCUGUUCAAGGAGGAGGGCGAAGACCAGGAAGAUGUGAAGCCUUUCGCCACCAGCACCAAGGAAGAGAUGAUGGAAGUGGAUUUGCCUUCAGUGAAAGUGAAAGAGGAGCCCCGUGAUGAGGAGGACUCAAAGGAGCCACCGGCGGUUGCCAAGCCAUCUCAGACAAAGGCACCUCCCGGCUACCCGCAAGACAUCUGCGUGGCAGAGUUGCUGCAGAGUCUGAGCCUGACCAAAGAAGAGGAGCUGGUCUUCCUGCAGCUGCCAGACACGCUCCCUGGGCAGCCGCCCACGCAGGACACCAAGCCCAUCAAAACAGAGGUGCAGAAUGAGGAGGGACAGAUGGUGAUGGUGAAGCAGGAGAAGAACCAGGAGGCCAAGCAGGCUGAGAACAUCUGCACCCUGGGGGACCUGCCAGAAGGGCAGGUGGGGAAGCUGCUGAUCCGCAAAUCAGGAAAGGUGCAGCUGGUUCUGGGCAAAGUGACUCUGGAUGUGACCAUGGGGACCCCUUGCUCCUUUUUGCAGGAGCUGGUAUCUGUGGGCAUUGGAGACAGCAGGACUGGAGAGAUGAUCAUCCUGGGACACGUGAAGCACAAGCUGGUGUGUUCCCCAGACUUUGAGUCCCUGCUGGAACACAGGCAUCGAUAAGAGAAAGGAAAGAAGGAGUGGAGUUCUCUGUGGGAUUCUCCUCUCCUUGGUGGAGAUUCAGCUCAGAGGUUGGCAGCUCCUCUCGUCGGCCUGGGACGUCCAUCCCAGUUCAGGUUUUGUUCUGGCUACAGGAAGCAGGUGCAUGUCAGAGGAGGGUUUCUCACUGGGGCCGUGCAAUGCCCUCUGUGCCACUAUGCUGCCUAGGGGCAUCUUGCUCUUAGAAGCCUCCCAUCCGUGUUCUUUGCUGACUGUGCUCAGAGCGAGGGGAGUUGGGAGGGCUCCUCCCCUCCAGCUGUAGCUAUAAACAAGAAUUACAGGGGACAAAUGCACUCCUGUCCCCACUGGCACAAGUAUACGUAUGUUCCCACUCUGUGUAUAUAGAAAAGCUACAGUGACUCUAACCUCUGCCUGUGGACCUAGCACUGGACUUGAGACAACGGGUUCGAGUUUCAAGCACGGGUGGGGUAUGCCAUAGCCUUUUGGUACCAGUGAGGGAGAUUUCCUUCCCCACUUCUGACUGUAUAUGAACCUGCGGCAUCUUACCAUGUCCACCUGCCUUGCAUUGGCAGAGUCUCUGCAUCCAGCCACCACCAUUGGGCUGAAGGAGGACUGGUCCAGGAGGCAUGGCAAAGCAACUCAAGCUGCUUCCUUCUGCUCCCUGUGGUUGAGUGAGCUGCCCCUGCCUCUUUCACCCUCCCAAGCCCUGCUAGGAAAAGUCCGGAAGCCAAGCCCAUCUUGGAGACUGUUAAACUUUUACCAGUGGUAAACUUUUACCAGUGGUUUCUGUUUGACCAGAGAUAUAAAGUGAGCUGUUCCUAUCGGGUCUCUGAUCUGCCUGUCAACAUCCAGGCUGAAAUUCUGCCUCCUUAGCUGUAGCAGCCUAUAUGUGUCUAUAGGAUGUUCACACUGCAGUUAGACACCCUCGGCUGGCCCAUGCCAGUUGACUCAGGCUCUGUCUAAAGGGUUGUUUAAUUGCAGUGUAGCCUUGCGGGCAUGGGCUGGAGUCUGGGCUCUGGGACCCUCCCAUUCUUGGGGUCCCAGAGCCCAAGCUGUAGCUCAGGCCCACAAGUCUACACUGCACUUAAAUAGCCCUGCAGCCUGAGUCAGCAGGCACAGGCCAGCCACAGGUUUUUAUUUGCAGUGCAGAUACCCUGAGGCCCUACUGCUCUUUAGAAGGGGUAUGCAGUCAUUCAAGGGCUUGCUUUCACAUCACCCGGUGACUGCCCAGAGAGAGACACUGCCUCUCAUCCUUGCGUAAGUAUUCCUUUAAAAGGCUAGGCCCUGUGCCCAGUAAAUGUGUGAUAUGGCUUUGUGGGUGAAUUUCCCCCAUCUUGAAGCUGAGAGACCUGUUUGCCAAUGUCUAGAUAGCACUUUGAACUCCUAAAGUGCUGUCCAAAUGCGUAGUGUGUGUUUAAAAUUUCCAGCCUGCACCGCUUGAAAGCCAUGGAAUAAGGUGCCAAUAGGUUUACCAGCUGCUAGUCUUGUUUUUGGGAGUUUAAUAUAUUAAAAUGUAGCCUUGGUCCAAAAUGCAUUUAGCACCCUUCAGACUCCCCCACCUGGCUGCUGACAUAACAAGUUCCCAGUGCAUUCAUUGUAUUAUUGAGGCUGUAGAGAAACAGGAUGGCCAACACCACCUCUGUUUAAUGACUGCUUAGGUUCUGGAGUACUCCACAGAAACCAGCUAAUUCCACAUCUUCUGCUGAGUCUUCAGACAGCCCGAACUCCUCCCCAGUUUAUGUGAGUGGCUAAAGAUAGCUGUCUACCUCCCCCAGAUGCUUGUGCCAAUGAAGUGGUUUCCCACUGGGGUUGUUGCUCUUGGAAGAUCCAGCAGUUUGUCUUUGUGGCCUCUAUCUAGUGGAGCCAAUGGAAAGAGCUGCACUUGCUGCAGUGUAUUGUCAAGGCUGCUAGAUUAUACCGGGAGCAUUGCAUGGGUUGCGUGUGGAAAUCAGUGGAAUAAAACUGCUUCCGUGUGCACCCAUGGUA